Penicillium cinerascens is the source of this 2349-nucleotide messenger RNA. RefSeq names its product fanconi-associated nuclease 1. The transcript has 2 exons. The record is from RefSeq and is a predicted model, not a curated record. Gene Ontology annotation, cellular component: nucleus. Gene Ontology annotation, molecular function: 5'-3' exonuclease activity; 5'-flap endonuclease activity; flap-structured DNA binding. The coding region runs from base 1 to 2349 and encodes 782 amino acids. NCBI's taxonomy places the organism in Eukaryota, Fungi, Ascomycota, Eurotiomycetes, Eurotiales, Aspergillaceae. Gene Ontology annotation, biological process: interstrand cross-link repair.
AUGUCAUUGCUGCAUUUUUGGGAGACGCAGCGCUCCGUGAAGCGCAGAAAGACCUCUGACCAGUAUUCCGACGUCGAAGAGGCCGCCCACGCGAAGCCGCCGCCGAGUCCAAGCGCCUCCACGGGAAUUACGGAACCCAUUCCUGCUGAUGAACCUGAUGCCUAUAUCCCGAGCAGUCAGACGGAUUUGGAGACCUCCCUUCCUGCGAUAAAGUCCGAGGAAGACGCUAUUGAAGGAUACGAGGCGCUGAAGACCGAAGAUGAUGAGACGGAACCGAAGUUACACGUGAGGUUGCGGGAUGGCGUCUGGCAGAAAGGGAAAAGCUCCAUCUAUGUGGAUGCAUUCAAUCUGGCGCUGGAGACUGUGCUGGAGGACGAAUCGCAUCUCUUCCAUGAGGCUGAAAUAGAGGUAUUUAAGCAGUGGAAAGAGUUGUCUUAUGAGUCGCAAUACCUAUAUGUGCGAUUGUUCCUCCGCAAAACCUCCGCUUGGCACCGUAUCAAUCGGCUAGGCUACUAUUCGGACAUUUCAUAUCUGUCUUUAGUGGCUGCUGAUCUACAAAAGGAUCGAAGUUUGCCCCAUGGUCAAAGCCAGGACGAUGAGAAGAGCGAAUUUGGCUCUACCUUCCGGUUCGCUGGUGGAACACAAGAGAUUACUACGUUGGAAGAAGCCUCUUCUCUCCUGUUACUGGAUGAACUCAAGGGAUUCGCCAAGGAUGUUAAAGCACAGGGAAAGACCAAGAAAGACCUAGUGGCAGCUUUGUGUGAAACGAGUCAGAGCCAGACCGGUCUGGGAUUUAAGAACCAGACACACACGAACCAACCCGGUAACAGGGAUGAUCAUUUUGUACAAAAGAUUCUGGAUUACACAGGCGAAUGCAUUCGUCUCUCGCCAGCCCCGCGCGCCCUCUUCGAACGAGUCCAUCUCGUCUUUUAUAGAUCGACAGAGUGGACGGAGAAGUCACUAACAACCAUAAUUCUCGCUAAAAUCUCGAGGAGGAAUUUCCCAGAAUACGUCGUCUGUCGAUCAAACUCGAUCUUCCCAUCCAGGGCCGCACUGCUGGAAUUCGAAUCUGCAAUACGAACUCAAUUUGAAAUCGACAAUAUCUUGGAAUUCAACGGCCCUCCAAGCACGGAGGCAUUACAAAAGAUCAUAGACCUCGCAGACAAGUUCUAUCCCCGAUGGCAAUCCAUGGUCAAAGAAGAGCAGCAAAAAGAAGACUCGAUCUAUGAAAGCGGCGAAGGCGCAUACCUGCGUCGAUUCUCGCCAGCCUGGGUGUAUACGAGAAUCAUCCAUAAAAGCCUCCACCCACUCGGCCGAUUUAAAGAGCAUAAACGAGAACACGAGGUGAUCUCUGACCUUUUGGCGCAGCGACUUUUCCAUGCUGCUCGUCGUGGCGCUUGGUAUCAGCGGAAAGCACUGCUCGAAGAACACUACAUGUGGGCGCUCAUGCCCUCCGAAGGCCGCAAUGAAGACAAGCAGCGCAAGUUCUGGAAACGAAUUGCGUUGCGCACGUGUGAGGAGGGACUGGAAGACCCUAUGUGCCAUCUGAUUUAUCACUAUGAUCUCCAGAAACGGAUUAUGAAGCUGGAGAGGGCACUCAAGGUUGUCAAGAGGGAGCAGCAUGAUUUCGGACAUGUCAUGCUAAGCAAGCCCAUUGAAAGAACAAUCGAAGGCAUCCGCAUAGACCGUGAUAUCGAUGUCUCGAAAAGGGGAAAGGCGACGAUCUGGAUUGACGAACGAGAGGGCGGCGAGUGUAGAGUGGAAAGCAUGUGUCUGAGCUGGUACCGCGACCACGGGUGGAAAGGAUAUCAUUCUGAGGGAGGCAUCGUCCGCACACUGUUCGGCUAUCUGUUCUACGAUAUCUUGUUCACUUACGUCCCGAACGUCUUCCAGACUCCAUUCCAGACAUGUCCGCUCGACCUUCACACGGAUGUCUUCUACCCGUCUCGUGCGUCGGAGAUCAAUCACCGACUGGUGGAGAUUACCAAUGGCGAUGCCGAGCGCAUCAUCCGCGAGAUUCAUGAUCGGGAAUCUGCUGCUCAGCCAUGUGCCAUUGGGAUCGACUGGUCGUUUGAACUGGAUGACCUGGUUGAGAUUGUGCAAUGCUUCCGUGGCGAGGCAUUGGCGACUAUAUGCAAAGUCAUGGCUCAGGAGUAUCAGCAGCGAGGCGGAGGGAUUCCGGAUCUCUUUCUGUGGAAGCCUGAAGAGCGGAUUGUUAGAUUUUCGGAGGUCAAGUCGGAGAAUGAUCGUCUGAGUGAUACCCAGCGGCUCUGGAUUCACAUUCUCAUGUCGGCUGGUGUCCAGGUCGAGUUGUGCAAUGCGGUAGCGAGGGAGGUCAGGACGGAGUGA